AUGGGGCAGUAUCUGUCCCAGCCCUCCACCGAAAAGGAGUCGGAGGAGGGCUAUGCAGAUGCUCUGGCCUAUGGCUUGUCUGCGAUGCAGGGCUGGCGGGUGUCGAUGGAGGAUGCGCAUAUAGCCGAGCUAGACCUCGACCCAGCCACCAAAACCUCGCUCUUUUCAGUAUUUGAUGGGCACGGCGGCCGAGCGGUGUCCCAGUUUUGCGCCAUGCACCUAGCAGAGGAGUUUGUCCGCAGCGAGGCAUACCGGCGCGGUGACCUUGCCACCGCCAUUACGGAAGCCUACUUCCGCCUUGAUGAGCUGCUUGAUUCGGAAGAGGGCCGCGCAGAGUUGCGGCGGCUUAGCGGCGAGAUGACGGCAUCUGCAGAUAUGGCGAAAGCAGUGGUGGCUAAUGGUGGCAGCGGCAGCACAGGGGAGGAGGAGGAGGAGGAGCACCAUGCGGCAGGCAUGGGUGCCACGGCUGUGUCUGUGGUGGUGCGGGGCAACCGCGUGGUUGUGGCAAACACGGGCGAUUCGCGGUGUGUGCUGUCGAAGCGGGGGCAGGCGCGAGCGCUGACGUUAGAUCAUAAGCCCAUCCUGUUUGAGGAGGCCAAGCGCAUUAUCAAGGCGGGCGGUUUUGUACGGGACAACCGCAUCAAUGGCGCGCUUAACGUGUCGCGCACCAUUGGCGACCUGGACUUCAAGCGAAAUGCAGAGCUGAGCCACCGCGAGCAGAUGGUUGUGGCCACCCCAGACAUUGAGCAGUUCUCGCUGGAGGAGGGCGACGAGUUUCUCAUUGUGGCCUGCGACGGCAUCUGGGAUGUGCUUACCAAUCAGGAGGCGGUGGACUUUGUGCGCAAGCGCUUGAAGGCGGGGGAGAGCCUGAAAUCGAUCUGCGAGCAGAUGUGCGACGCCUGUUUGGCACCUGACCUCAAAGGCCUGUGUCGUGGCGCCGACAACAUGAGCGUAAUUGUGCUGCUGUUCAAG
Chlorella variabilis is the source of this 972-nucleotide messenger RNA. RefSeq lists its product as hypothetical. NCBI's taxonomy places the organism in Eukaryota, Viridiplantae, Chlorophyta, Trebouxiophyceae, Chlorellales, Chlorellaceae. The annotation marks the transcript as partial. Gene Ontology annotation, biological process: protein dephosphorylation. Gene Ontology annotation, molecular function: cation binding; protein serine/threonine phosphatase activity. The transcript has 9 exons. The record is from RefSeq and is a predicted model, not a curated record.